Messenger RNA from Sphaeramia orbicularis (orbiculate cardinalfish), 2013 nucleotides. RefSeq names its product ras homolog family member V (gene rhov). Gene Ontology annotation, biological process: small GTPase-mediated signal transduction. Lineage: Eukaryota; Metazoa; Chordata; Actinopteri; Kurtiformes; Apogonidae. The transcript has 3 exons. Gene Ontology annotation, molecular function: GTP binding; GTPase activity. Bases 137 to 847 code for a protein of 236 amino acids. The record is from RefSeq and is a predicted model, not a curated record.
CAGGAAAAUGUGAGAGCCCGUCCUCCACCCAGACAGAGUGAUCGCUCAGCUGACUCACGACACGACACACAGAGCAAUACACAGAGGACAGAAGGAGAGUCUGUGGGCUGAUCAGAAGUUGAAUGUUUGGCCCGACAUGCCACCUCACAUGGAUUACUUCUACCACGAGUCCCGAGCCCCCUCUGCGUGUGGGCUGACCCGGGAGGAUGAGCUGGACCCCGGUGUGAUCAGCUGUAUGUUGGUCGGAGACGGAGCAGUAGGAAAGACCAGUAUGAUCAUCAGCUACACAUCCAAUGGAUACCCCACUGAGUACAAACAGACAGGCUUUGACGUCUUCUCUGGUCAGGUCCAAGUAGAAGGAUCUCCAGUCAAAGUUCAGCUUCUGGACACGGCCGGACAGGAAGAGUUUGAUGAAAUUCGGGCCCUGUCCUACGCUCACACAGAUGUCUUCCUCCUGUGCUUCAGCAUGGUCAACCCCAACUCAUUUCACAACAUCACCAAGAAGUGGGUUCCAGAGAUCCGGUCUUAUAACCCGUCCUCUCCGAUUGUCCUUGUUGGGACUCAGUCGGACCUCCUAUUGGACGUGAACGUCCUCAUCAACCUGGAUCGCUCUAAAGUCACACCGGUGCCAAGCUCCCGGGCCAGGAGCAUGGCGGACAAGAUCAGGGCUACAGACUACAUUGAGUGUUCAUCACUUACGCAAAAGAACUUAAAGGAAGCGUUUGAUGCAGCCAUUUUUGCUGCCAUCAAGAACAAAGCCCGCAAGAGCAAGAAGAGGAGGUUCUCUGACAGACGCACCAAAGCUUUCUCAAGAUGCAGCUGGAAGAAGUUCUUCUGCUUCAUCUGAACUCAGACUGUUGACCCUGUGGGUUGUGGACAGAAUCUUAUUUAUGGCAAAAUUAUUACUUUUGCAAAUUGUCGGAGCUCUAACCUGUGGCAGUUUAGCUCCAUUCCCUGUUACAUAUUUGGCUCAGUUUAGUCUGGGAUGCCAAAUGGUGCAAGGAAACCAGUACAUGAAUACAAGGAGCGCUGGGUAUUCACACCUGUGAGAGCUGAACAGGUGAUCCUGGGUUAUUUUCAGACAGAGUUGAGUUUCACACACUCAGGACAGCGGUGUUGUUUACAUUAUAUUCAAAUGUUUGAUUUUGUAUGGUCAACAGAAAAACACGGCCUUCUUUUUAGAUUAAUGCGUACACUUAUACAUGUGAAUCAUGGAAAUGUGUAGGCAUGAGUUUAGACAAUGACAAUGGAUCAAGAUUUUGAGGAGAAGAGCAAACAAAACAAGCUGCCAAAGAGAGAAAAGACAGACCAGGAUGUAAAUGCUGACAAUUUGCAUGGUGUUCUUUGCAACCAAUUGCAGGCUUUAAUAUAAUCAUGAGGGAAACAGAAAGUGUCAGGGCUGUUUGAGCAGAUGGGCGUUAGCCACUUCUCUGUUGUAUUCUUGCAGUCCGGCUAUACCACCUUUUUAUCUACAGCUGCUGCAAGUUCAGGUUGCAGUUUGAGGUGCAACAUUUUUACCUGUGUGUGUGUGUGUGUGUGUGUGUGUGUGAAAGCUCCCCUGGCUGCUUUUUGUGUCUUUGAGUUAAUCACCUGACAUCUUUGUUAUGCCUUAGUCUCAUUUGUUAUUGAAAUUUGAUCAAUUUAUUUAAGAUUUAUGAGGCAGGAUGAUGUGUUUUGUGACAAAUCAAAAACAAAUGUUUCCUCUGUUUUAAUCUCCCCACCGCCACAGGAACUUGAUUGAAAAUCCUGUUGUUUGAGGUGAAAGGUUGCAGGAGAGCGGUAGCCUUUGCCUUUGUGUUUCGUCUCUCAUCAAUCUGCAUUUGUGAAAGGAAACACUGCAGGAGUCCUGACUUCCACUGUGACUCUCCCCGUAUCACAAUCAGCCUGACUCGAGGCUUUUUACAUUCACCUCUUUUUGUUUACGCGUUCAAUGCACCCUUUAUCUCCUCUGUAGUCAGGUGUGUAUGGAUUUACAAGACACUAAACAGCCGCUGCUUAAAUGUUGGUGUGAUU